This is a messenger RNA of Eremomyces bilateralis CBS 781.70, 780 nucleotides long. RefSeq lists its product as uncharacterized. Lineage: Eukaryota; Fungi; Ascomycota; Dothideomycetes; Eremomycetales; Eremomycetaceae. The record is from RefSeq and is a predicted model, not a curated record. The annotation marks the transcript as partial. The transcript has a single exon.
UCAUUGCGCUAAGUCUGACAGUAUCGACAUCGGCGUCCUACUCACUAUGUACUAUAUCCAAUAUGGCAAUCUGAGACUUAGCAUCGUCGCUCUUCUUGUCAUAUUUGCACCUCGGUUCGCAGUUAGAGCGCGAGGAUAUCAAGCCUCAGAUAUUAGUGUCUUCUACGGCCACAGCGGCGACGUAUUAGACAAAUGUCGAGUGUCAAACCGCAAACUAAGACGCGCAUCGCGACAAGCGACGUUCGUGACUUGAUGGUUGCGAACUUGCGAUACCGGACACAGACCACCUCACUGAGAUCCAAUCCCACUAUUAAUAUCCCAGCCUCCAGGGACAUCUACUAUCAAGUAGCGGUGACCACUCAUCGGUCCGCUCGGGAGCCUCGUGAAUGGAUGAGGAUGAGGGUCGUUCACUCGUCCUGGCUUUUUCCUCUUCAGUCUUCGCUCUUCAAUCUUCACGAGCGCCACCAGGCCAGUCAACAAAGAUUGGGGACGAUGUCCAGCAUUAUGAAUAAUGUCGCUCGGUUUCAAACUUUCGCUCCAUCAUUGGCGCAUGUCACUCGACGUUCACGGUUCGAUCCGCCUUGCCUCUUAUUUUCCGAUCUGCAGGAGAGUGGAGGUUCAAAAAUGAGGGAGCGAAGGAUCAAGGAAUCCAAGAUGAGAUGAGAAAGCACAGAGGCUGUGGAGCCCUACCGAGUCGCUUAAAAGCGGAAGUACUCGGUCAUGGUCUGCAUUUAGUAGUAAUAGACUAAUAGUGUAGUCUGGACUUCUAUCUGAGGAAGA